AUGGCGUUUGUGGAGACUCACGUCACCGAGGCGAAGCUCAUUCAGUAUCGUGCCAAUCUGGACGUUGAUGGUUGGAAGUUAUCGGCUUGUGCUGCGGUGGGCACGGGUCGGUCCGCGGAGGGCACGAGUGGAGGUGAGUGGGUUUUGGCGCGAUCCCAUCUUGCUACCACGUCCUUCGAUCGGCAGAGGGCCCUGAUGACCAAGGGGCGCCUGAAGGAUCCCUGCCGUGGCUGGGUCCCAACUGUCUGGCAUCUGCGAGCAGGCAACCUCAUUGUUAUCGCGGCCUACUUCUUGCCCAAGCACGGGUUCGGAGGCCUCAAUCUUGAUAGAUGGGCUUCUCUACGUGCCUUCUUGGCAUCAGUGUCUGACCCGUGGAUCAUUGUUGCAGAUUGGAACCUGACCCCGACGGCCCUGGAGCGGAACUCGUUCCUCAAGGAUGUGGGAGGCACAAUCGUUCUCCCAGAUGUCCGUGUCACCUGCGACAAGGGCGCGGGGUCCCUCAUUGACUAUGCGGUGGCGUCAGUGUCGGUGGCAGACUUAGUCUCAGUCAAGGGUGUCCUCACUGUUCCUUGGAAGGUCCACUGUGGCCUCCACGUUGAGAUACAGGGCACGUCGACGGCAUGGUGGCACCGCGCUUUGGUCUUGCCGCGGCCGCUCCCUGCUGUGGAUCGGCCACCGACGGCCCCUGACCCGCAGAGCAAGACCUACCAGCGCAAGCAAGCAGCCCUCCAGAGGCGCAAGGAGGCCUUGCCUCCAGAUCAUCAAAAUGCGUUUCAUGAGCUCCAUCAGCCCCCUGACCCUCAAGGUCUGACUGGCGAUGUCUUUGAAGUCAGCCUGGAUCGAUGGAACUCUAACUCGCCCUCUGGAGCGGAUGGAUACGGUUGCCCGAAGUACACCUUCACGGCGGAGAUGCGCAUGAUUGGCGAGUCUCCUAUCGUCUCGUGGGCACUCGAGGGGAACGACCAGCUAUCCCAAGACAAUGGCAGGUGGGUCAGCCAGGUCGAGCAGUCCCUCCUUGACCCGAACCUCACGGCCCUGGAGCGUGCGCCUUUCAUUGGCAGAGCCCGAGGGUUUGCAGUCACGUGGAAGAAGUCGGAUGCCACGGUGGAGACCACGCCCAGUUCCUUUGUUGCCAAUGCGGUGGCUGACCCCAUCACGAUCAUGGCCAACAAGUCGACGAAGUGGGGCAAGAUUUGGCUGCUAUCCGAGUCACGGGCAACAAGAAGGCUCGUGGAGUUGAUGGGCUUGAUGCUGGCGAUCUGA
This is a messenger RNA of Prorocentrum cordatum, 1263 nucleotides long. The record is from the annotation of a GenBank genome assembly. Lineage: Eukaryota; Dinophyceae; Prorocentrales; Prorocentraceae.